Symbiodinium sp. CCMP2456 is the source of this 1116-nucleotide messenger RNA. The record is from the annotation of a GenBank genome assembly. Lineage: Eukaryota; Dinophyceae; Suessiales; Symbiodiniaceae.
GACAAUUGCCACGAGCUGCAGGAAGAAGUGACUGCGCUUGAGCGCAACCUGAGGGAAGUGGAGAAGAAGAACUCCGCCAAGAUUUCGCAGCUCGAAGGCGAAGCAAAGGAGAAGGAGGUGAAGCUGGACCAGCUCACCAUGGCGACGUCUCGCUUGCAGCAGAGUAUGAGGGAGCUGGAGGAGACUCGCCAGGUUGAAAGGAGGGAGGCUGCAGCCAAGGCACAAGACCUUCGGAAUGUGUUGCAGACAAAGCAGACCGCGCUUCAGUCGGCUGUGCAUUUGCACGGCGAGGUGCAGGCUGAACUCCUCAAGUGCAAAGACCAGAUCGUCGCGCUUACCAGAAAGGUGCAAGCGGCUGAGAAUGUCCUCCUCGCACAAAACAACAAGAAUCAGGAGCUGUCCAUGCGCCUGCAGCUGGCUCAAGCUGACUCUCAGCGAUUGUCGACUGAGCAGACAAGGCUGCAGCAGGAGAAGCGAGCUGCCCUUAUGCGUGAGCAACGCAUACAGGCAAAUUUCAACAGGACAGAAGACAGGCAUCAGGCUCUGCAGCAGAUCAUUCCGCUGAUGGAAGCAGAUGAGAAGAAUCUGAAGGACCGUAUUGCCAUGCUGGAGGACCAGGCCCAGAACGAGAAAGUCCUGUCGUAUCGCUUGCAAGAGUGCGAGGACGACAACACCAGGCUGGCAGCCGAGGUGCAGCAGAUGCAGGCCUACUUUCACCAGAAGGAGAAGGAAAAGUCUGAGUUGACCAAGCAUCUCGCAGAAUUCCAGGAGGGCUCUCAACACCCAGCGCAUCCCCAAGCCGCUGGAGCCAAGGCGGUGGAGUCUGCGCAAGCUGCAGAGGCACAGACUGCUGCACUGGAGACAGAGAUCCAGAAGGCCCGAAGUGCUGAGGCUCAGGCGCAGCAGGAAGAAGCUGCAGCGAAGCAGCUCGUUGAGGAGGCAAAAUCGGCACAGCUGAGAGCAGUGCAGCAGGCACAGAGUUGCAGUGGGGAGGAGGCCGCCAGGCUCCUCGCCGAAGCGUCGGUAGCAAAGGAGCGUGUGCGACAAGCCUUGCAAAGCCAGGCUAAGGCGGCUCAAGAUGCAGACGCGGCGAGGCAAACUGUUGCCAAGCUCCAG